Molecule: messenger RNA, 1880 nt
Organism: Bombus impatiens (common eastern bumble bee)
Lineage: Eukaryota; Metazoa; Arthropoda; Insecta; Hymenoptera; Apidae
Exons: 1
Coding region: 1131-1880 (249 amino acids)
Source: RefSeq, a predicted model, not a curated record
UUUACUUCUGCCUGGUCGGCUUCCAGAGCGUCUUCCGAACCAGAGGCCACGGCGCAUUCACGAUAUCUCUUCUCUCUCCGUUCUCGCUUUACAAGCCUUCCUCGACCAUACGACUGGGUCGCCCCUUUCCGGCUGCCUCGAUCUUUACGUAGGAUUCGAGUCUUCUUUCACGUGUGUGCGUGCGUGCACCCGUACCAAUUAGCGCAUACUUCGGCCCUCGGUGUUCGGCUGAUCCUAACGUUGGCCCAGUCGGUCGCUUUCGGUGGCCAGAGUCCAGAACAGAAACCGCGGCCACGGAAUGGAACGAAUCGUUCCAAGGUUGUUGUUUCACAUUUCGGCAUCUUCUGAAAGUCUUAGCUUCCGAGGAGAAAGGAAACUAUCGCGCGGUUCCUAUGACUGUAGGUUGCAACGGGCGCAAAUGGUCAGCUUGUUCGCGAACAGGUGGCGAUUACAGAUUAUCACGGGCUGAUGAGAAAGAAUAGGGAUGUAAAAGGUGUAGAGCUACCUGGGAUUACGCGGUGUUUCGGAUACACUCGACGACACCGAGUAGCGGGAUUAUCACGCGGCUAGCAAAAAAAGUGACGGUUUUGCGACGAGGCUUCCCUUUAGAUUUUCGUAACGGUUCUGGCAAGCUGUUUCACGGCGCAAGAUUAAGUAUACACCACUGUGGGAGCUAAGUAAUAACUGCCAAUGGAAUUAGAGACGCUGUACGGUCGCGUAUGCUAGAUGGGAUAUACGUGACUAUACGUCGACGCGAUUUUUAUCGGUAGACUGAUGAUGGGAUAUCUAUAGACACGGAAGCGAAGUAUAGGAAGAGAGUCAUUGGUGUAUCGGUGUUUAGAUUCCCCUUGGAGAAAAUUGUCGUAAGAGAUAAUCCAUCGACGCGCUAACUCGAUGAUGCUGAGAAUUUGUAGGAAUAAAUAGAUACAUGUAUAAAUUCAUCGAUGUCAUCAAUCAUACAUCGUACUCGCGAUUCGAUUGUUACGCAUUCGAUCCGUCAUUCACUCUCGACGUACUGAACCUCCAAAAAUUCCCGGUAUGAGAAUUAUUACAUACAUAUAAAAUAUCAUCCUACCUUCUUCUGGAUCUUCUGUCGAUGCUAAUUAUUUUCAACACCAUCCAAUUCCAAGAUGUCCUGUUUCGGUGGUAGCGACGAUCAAAUCUACAUGGUCGAAAUCCUGAUUCACAAGUUGACGUUGACAAAGAGUAAAAUCAAAGACAUCGGUGAAUAUCCAGUUACGGUGAAGGUCUCGUUUCUUGAUUUCCCCACAUUUGAGAUUACGCAGCACGACUUUUACUCGGUGAAACCACCACCACCAACCGAGGAUGGCACCUUAUACUUCAUGAUAGGCAGAAGUUGUCUGUUUAUCAAGCAACCGAAACACCUGGUAGCAGAAUUACAAUCAACUGCGAUGAAAGUCGGUGUGUUUCGCCUUGGGGACACAUAUCCCAUUGCUGAAACCGAAAUAACGUUACCUGGUUGUUUAUGUGAUCAAGUAGCAAUGGCUCAAAACGAUCCAGAAAAUCUGCCAAAACCGUUCAAGGUAAAAGGUAGUUUCAAUCUGCUGGAUCCUGGCGAAAAUCCCUCAGGAACAUUGGAAAUGGAAAUGAGGAUGUCGUGUUUCGGUAGCUCGAUCAUGACUCACUAUGAACUACAUCCUAAGUUCUUCGCCUUUAGGAAUAAGGGCCGGGAAAGAGAGUUCUGCGUUAGACGCUUAGUACCAUCUAGUUAUCAGGAAGGCGUUGCUAAGAAUAUUUCGGAGUAUCCGGAUAGAACGACUCUUGAUGAACUGAAAGGAAAGGCAAAAGAACAACCAUCAAAAAAGAAGAAAGGAAAAGGAAAGGGAAAAGGUGGAGAGGGUGGAAGGCGAGCCAGAUAA